AUGUUACUCUCGGCUUGGGCAUGGUCAGUUGCGGCUUCAGCCGCCAUUGUACAUGCUGCUACUCUUGACGAUGUCUGUACAUCUGCCUACGUGACGGCUGCCCUUCCUCUAGAUGCUCUCACCGGAAUCACCAUCGACUCCAGCUCGGUCGUCGUGAGUGCCACGAAGAAUUAUUCUUCGGCUGCUGGUGACUUUUUCGAGUCUUCUACUUUCGACUUCUGCGCCGUUCAGCUUGCCUACUCUCAUAAUGGCUUGACUGAUGAUCAAGUUCUAUUGAUGUUCUGGCUCCCAGCCCCAGAUAAGUUUGAGAACCGUUAUCUUUCUACUGGCGGUGGUGGCAUGGCCAUCAACAGUGGCAAUAGCUCCUUGCCUGGAGGAGUCAUGUAUGGAGCCGUUUCUGGUGCCACAGAUGGUGGAUUUGGAAGCUUUGAAUUAGAUGAGGAUGACGCUUUCCUCGCGGCCAAUGGGACCAUCGACUACGAAGCCAUGUACAUGUUCGGAUACAAGGCUCAUCAUGAGAUGUCGGUCAUUGGGAAGCAGUUCACUCGAAACUUCUUUGGCAUGGCAGAUAGUGAGAAGCUUUAUACCUACUACCAGGCCUGCUCAGAAGGUGGCCGUGAAGGAUGGAGUCAGAUUCAGCGAUACGAUGACUGGGAUGGCGCCGUCGUCGGGGCUCCCGCGUUCCGAUAUGCGCAUCAGCAGGUUCAGCAUCUCUGGUCUGAUAUGGCAAUGAAGAACCUCGAUUACUACCCUCCUCCUUGCGAGCUGGAGAAAAUUCUCAAUUUGACGAUUGCUGCGUGUGAUCCAUUGGAUGGCUUAACUGACGGCGUUGUUUCCCGAACGGACCUCUGCAAGCUACACUACAAUCUUGAUAAGGCCAUUGGAGAGUCCUACUACUGUGCUGCUGAGACUAGCUCCGGUUAUAAGAAGAGACAAGCCUCCUCCACGCCAGCCCAGAGUGGAAAGGUUACAGCUAAAGGUGUGGAGCUUGCUAAGGCAAUUAUUGACGGUAUGAAAGACAGCCAAGGGCGGCAAGUUUAUCUUUCAUAUCAGCCAUCCGCAACUUGGUCCGAUGCUGGAACGACCUACAACUCGGAAACAGACUCCUGGGAGUUGAGUGUUAGUGGAAUCGGUGGGGAUUGGGUGGAUCGCUUCCUAGAGCUGAUUGAUAGCGAAUCGCUGUCACUCGAUGGUGUCACCGAGGAUACCCUAAAGGCAUGGAUAUACGAGGGAUGGCAGAGAUAUGACAGUGUUCUCCAGACAACCUGGCCGGAUCUUUCGGUAUACCACGGCGCAGGUGGAAAGAUUCUUCAUGUCCACGGAGAGUCUGACUUCAGUGUUCCCGCCGCAUCAUCAGUGCGUUAUUGGGAAUCUGUUCGCAGUGUUAUGUAUCCCGAUUUGUCCUAUACUGCCGGUGCCGCGCAACUCAACGAGUGGUAUCGCUUGUAUCUGAUUCCCGGCGCUGGCCACUGCGCGCCGAGCACUGAUCAGACAAACGGCCCGUUCCCACAAACAACACUUCAAGUACUCAUUGACUGGGUUGAGAAAGGCUCUACACCGACUACUCUCCCUGCCACUGUUUUGCAGGGCUCAGAGGAGGGUAAGAAGUGGGAGCUCUGCGCGUGGCCACUUCGUCCUUUAUGGACUAAGAACGGCGCCAAGUUUGAAUGCGUAUAUGACCAGGCCUCUAUCAACACUUGGCACUGGGAUCUGAAUGCGUGGGACAUGCCUGUUUACUAG
Molecule: messenger RNA, 1740 nt
Organism: Penicillium cataractarum
Lineage: Eukaryota; Fungi; Ascomycota; Eurotiomycetes; Eurotiales; Aspergillaceae
Product: tannase
Exons: 1
Coding region: 1-1740 (579 amino acids)
Source: RefSeq, a predicted model, not a curated record